AUGAGAGCCUUCACGGCGGCAUGUCGAACGAGGCCUAACCACCUGGGCCGUUGCGGGCGCGGCCCCCCGUGCCCCGCGCUGUCCAGCGUGGCAGCAGCCACCAUGCGAGCGUUGGCCAUGCAUGCUGUCGCCGGGUUCGUCCCGGAGCCAACCGCCCAACCGCCGACCAUGGACGACGGCUACUAUGACGACACCGCCGAAACGACCCAUGCCCAGCUCCCGCCCGCCUUCAUUUUGGCCCCGCUGAACUCGGCCGCGCGGAAAGCCGUCGACCACGAGAGGAAUGGGCACCUCCGCUUCAAGAUCAACGACACCAUCGGCAUCUGGGUCAACUUUGCUGACCAGAGACAUAUCUGGACGCUGGGUAAGGGCGACACCGACAUACACCUCCCAGACACCAGGUCCAGCAGCGGCAAAGGCUCUCCGCAUAUCUCGCCCGUCCAUGCGUCCUUCCAACUGGUCGAGGAGACAGGCGCCGUCUUGCUAUUCGACAGUUCCGACAACCGUACCGUCGAGCCACUCCCGCACGCCACUUCGUACACAGUCCCGUUCCGCUCCAAUGCCAGGUCGGUCCUUGUCGCCCCCGGUAUCAACCCGAGGGUAGCGUUUGGGAAAGACCACUGGUACCAGUUCGAAAUACAAUGGCAUUCAGAUGGUCUCUAUUCCUUGCCAAAGGGCGAGCCCUACCAGAUGGGCCCAAGAAACUCGCGGACUAAGAAGUAUGUGUGGGGUGGGGAGGUUGGGGCCGGCUCCUACGGCACCGUCUCGUGGGUAUUGGAUGCCACCAACGGCAAGAUCAUCGCCGAGCACAUUCUCGAGAUUCUCGACUACUCUGGCGGUGGGAAGAACGACAACUGGGGCGAGAUCUUCAUGCCGCUCAUGGGCGGCAACCUCAAGACGCUAGUCGAGAACGUCCCGGACGCCUACGCCCUCUCCAACGAUGUCCUGCGCCAGAUGCUCCUCGCCCUAGAGUGCAUCGCCAGCCACCGCAUCAUCCACCGCGAUGUCAAGCCGGAAAACAUCCUUUGGGAGUACGACGCGACGAACACAAACAACUACCGCUUCUGCCUUGGCGACUUUGGCCUGUCUAACGACCCGGAUCUGGCCCGCACUGCCGCCGGGACCGAGCCGUUUAUGGCGCCCGAGGUCUUCAAUAGGAAGCGGCAGACCACCAAGGUCGACAUCUGGUCGUUAUUUGCCACCAUUGUUUGGACGCGCACGCCCCAGUUCCGCCAGCUGUGCGCCCAAAUGAGCGCGCCGGACCUGCACAAGUGGCUGGUCGACUUCUCCAAGACGGAGCCGUACGCCAACAUACGCCGGAUGGCAAGCAUCGAUCCUAAUAAGCGGCCUUCGGCGACGGAACAGUUGGCCAUCUUAGACGGGCAACACGACGACGUUGCCAACACGGCGACCUACGGGAGCCCGAGCGGGGAUGAGCUGGGUGACGACUUCAACGCGCGGUUCUCCAGUGCCCUGCGCCUGCCGGAGCAUAACCCUGAUCUAUUAACCUACGGCUCAGGCAGUUCGGGGGCGGUCACGUCGCCCGAGCUACCGUACUAUGAGCCGUACGCCAGCAGGGUGUACGAGACAUAUUGGGAAGCCCGUGCGGGGCCGAGCAGGCAGUAUAUGCCGCCAUCGCCGGAUCCGGCUGGCGAGCCCCGCGGCCAUGGGGCAUACGUUAUGCCCUACGAAGACCCAUACGGUCCGGCCGUCAGACAGGGUAGCGGGAGCGGUACGGCUGUGCCAGACAACUUCACCGCCGUUGCCGAAACCGACGAAGAGGCCCUUUGA
Messenger RNA from Thermothelomyces thermophilus ATCC 42464, 1791 nucleotides. RefSeq lists its product as uncharacterized. Lineage: Eukaryota; Fungi; Ascomycota; Sordariomycetes; Sordariales; Chaetomiaceae. Gene Ontology annotation, biological process: mitotic DNA damage checkpoint signaling; protein phosphorylation. Gene Ontology annotation, cellular component: nucleus. The transcript is spliced from 5 exons. The coding region runs from base 1 to 1791 and encodes 596 amino acids. Gene Ontology annotation, molecular function: ATP binding; protein serine/threonine kinase activity. The record is from RefSeq and is a predicted model, not a curated record.